This is a messenger RNA of Selaginella moellendorffii, 781 nucleotides long. RefSeq lists its product as uncharacterized. Gene Ontology annotation, biological process: NADH dehydrogenase complex (plastoquinone) assembly. Lineage: Eukaryota; Viridiplantae; Streptophyta; Lycopodiopsida; Selaginellales; Selaginellaceae. The transcript has 2 exons. The record is from RefSeq and is a predicted model, not a curated record. Bases 1 to 390 code for a protein of 129 amino acids.
AUGACUUCUAUAUUGAAGAGUUGCUUGAUUAAUAGAUUGGGAAGCCUCAAAGUGAAAGCUCUGGAUGGCAAUGCGAAUGAGGAGCCAAGAAAAGUGGAAAUUGUUCCCGAGGGAUGGCAAAUCUUGAAGCCCAUUCCCGAGAUCAACAACCUUGGCUCUGCUUCGUCAUCCAAAGGGAUUGGCAUUGGAACUCCAGUAGUAGUCACUGAGGCUCCUCAAAUCCUCAAGACUGCCGAGCCAAUGCCAAUGCUGCGCAAAAACGAUGGAGUAAUUCGCCCUGGGGAUGUUGGCAGGAUAAUUGAUAGGAGACCAAAGAAUGUCUGGGCUGUGAGGUUCGCCAUCGGAGCUUAUCUAAUCGAUGGGAAGUGUUUCAAAGAGUUCAAGCCAUGAAAUUUCAAUCUUCCUUUGUGGAGCUACAACUAAAAUCGUUGAUUAAUUUACAACAACGAACCAUUCAUGGCCGCAGUGUAAUAUAUCUGUGAUCGUCUUUGUCAGGUUUCCACACAGAUUAAACGGGAUCUCUUGUCAUGCCUCGGGAUCCAUUGAUUCGCAGGUAAGCUACGAGCUGGCCGUGUUUUUUAGCAUUCCUUCGACGGGUUGGAUCAUCCACCUGCCAAAUGCUUCCAGCAGAUCACCUCUUCCAGAAGCAGCUUCAAUCUCAACCAAACACAAAGAAUCUAAACCCCGGAGAUGCCCGAUGCGACCUGGGCCUCGUUGAUCUUUUGGGCUCUCUUACCUUUCAGAGAAAAGGUAUAAAAUAAACCUGUCGAUUUGUGGAGUU